CCUGCACUCUGGGGCCGCAGACUGAAGGAGGAGGUCGGAACGCUGCGUAAAAAACACAGGGUUGCACUGGAACCGACUUCUCCCCGGUUAAAUUAUAAAUAAUAAGAAUUUAAAAAAAAAAAAAAAAACUUGCACGGGGAGCACCUGUAACCACGUUCUGCAGGAACCAACUGCUUUGCUGUUACCAGUAUGUCCGGCAGCACCAUAGCCAGGGUGCUGGUUGCUCUGUGUAUCGGGAGCGCGGUGAACUGCAUGCCCAAAGAGGCGCACAGGAAUCGGCGGCAGGCGCAGCAGCAUCACGUCUCCUCAGUCUCUCAAGAUGGUUGUAUAGAGAACGGCCACUUCUACGGCGUUAAUGACCAGUGGGAGCGGCCGUUUUUGGGCAGCACUCUGAUUUGUACUUGCCAUGGAGUAGCUGGAAUCAAGUGUAAAAGCAAACCUGAAGAGGAAAGGUGCUAUGAUAAAAUCAACCAGCAGUACUAUGCUGUGGGAGACACCUAUGAGAGACCCAAGGACGGCAUGAUCUGGGACUGUACCUGUAUUGGAUCAGGAAAGGGAAAGAUCAGCUGCACUAUUGCUAAUCGCUGCCACGAGGGUGGAGCUUCAUAUAAGAUUGGUGACACCUGGAGGAGACCCCAUGAGACAGGAGGCUACAUGUUGGAGUGUGUCUGUCUGGGGAACGGCAAGGGAGAGUGGACCUGCAAACCUGUGGCUGAGCGUUGCUAUGACAAUUCUGCGGGAACAUCCUACGUUGUCGGGGAGACGUGGGAGAAGCCGUAUCAGGGAUGGAUGGUUGUGGACUGCACCUGUUUGGGAGAGGGAAGUGGACGCAUCACCUGCACCUCCAGAAAUCGCUGCAAUGACCAGGAUACUCUGUCCUCCUACCGUAUUGGAGAUACCUGGACCAAGACAGACGCCCGAGGCCACCUACUUCAGUGUCUGUGCACGGGCAACGGCCGAGGGGAGUGGAAGUGUGAAAGACAUGCCUCACUUCACACCACUGGCCUGGGCACUGGCUCUCGUGUGAUCACCAACAUCCAGCCUGCGGUCUACCAGCCUGCCACCGUGCCUGAGGUCACCCAGGAGGGACCCUGUCGCACAGAUGCCGGACUGUCGUACUUCAUCGGCCAACGCUGGAUUAAAACCCAGGGAGCCAAGAAGAUGAUCUGUACCUGCCUCGGCAAUGGAGUCAGCUGUGACCAGUGGGACGGACCAGCUCCCGUGUAUGGUGGUAACUCCGGAGGCCUGCCCUGUGUGUUCCCCUUCGUCUACAAAGGAAAAACCUACCACUCCUGUACCUCUGAUGGACGCAGUGACGGACAGCUGUGGUGUUCCACCUCCUCCGACUUCGAAACAGACCAGAAAUAUUCUUAUUGUACUGAGAAGAAUGCGAUGGUGACAACACGAGGCGGUAAUUCUAAUGGUGCUCUGUGCCAAUUCCCCUUUGUCUACAAUGGCCGAAACUACACCGACUGCACUGCUGAUGGACGUAGGGACGGCAUGAAAUGGUGUGGCACAACAACAGACUACGAUACAGAACAUCGAUUUGGCUUCUGUCCCAUGGCUGCUCAUGAAGAAGUGUGCACAACCAGUGAGGGGGUGAUGUACCGCGUAGGCGACCAGUGGGACAAACGACACGAUGUUCUGGGUCACAUGAUGCGGUGUACCUGCGUUGGCAAUGGGAGAGGAGAAUGGAGCUGCAUGGCUUACUCCCAGCUUAAAGACCAGUGUAGUGUGGAUGGUCUCACCUACGACGUUAACCAGACCUUCACCAAACAACACGAGGAGGGAUACAUGAUGAACUGCACCUGUUUCGGACAGGGCCGUGGCCGCUGGAAGUGUGAUGCCGUUGACCAGUGCCAGGAACCCGAGACAAGAGCCUUCUAUCAGAUUGGAGAGUCUUGGGAUAAAGUCAUCCAUGGAAUCAUGUACAAGUGCUAUUGCCAUGGCAAUGGUGUUGGAGAGCUCAGCUGUGAACCCCUGCAGUCAUACCCAGGUGGCCACCGUCCUGUCCAGGUGAUCAUAACAGAAUCUGGAAACCAACCCAACUCCCACCCUAUUCAGUGGAACGCCCCACCGUCUGCUCACAUCACCCAGUACAUCCUGAAGUGGAAAGUGAAAAACACUCACAGCCCAUGGAGAGAGGUGAUGAUUCCUGGCCAUCUGAACUCCUACACCAUCUCUGGUCUGAAGCCAGGCAUCACCUACGAGGGUCAGCUGAUCAGUGUGCUGCGCUAUGGACGCAGAGAAGUCACACGUUUUGACUUCACCACCACUUACGGAUCAUUGGCUACAUCACAGGGCGAGACCACUAUGCUUCCACCUGUGGUUGACAUCUCAGAGUCUGUGACUGAAAUUACCUCCAGCAGCUUUGUCAUCUCCUGGGUUUCUGCCUCCGACACAGUUUCUGGUUUCAGAGUGGAGUAUGAGCUCAGUGAGCAGGGACAGGGCAGUGAACAGCCCAUUGUGCUAGACCUGCCCCGUACAGCUACCUCAGUGAACAUUAAUGAGCUUCUGCCUGGGAGGAAGUACACUGUUAACGUCUACGAGGUUACAGAUGGCGGAGAGGACAACCUCAUUCUUACUACUUCACAAACAACUGCACCUGAUGCUCCAAAGGAGCAUGAAGUGGAGGAGGUUGGAGAUACUUCCAUUUUGAUCAGCUGGGAAAAACCACUGGCUCCCAUCACUGGCUAUCGUGUCGUCUACACUCCAUCAGUAGAGGGCGAAAGCACAGAGCUGACUCUCCCUGAUACAGCAACUUCUGUUACUCUGAGUGACCUUCGUCCUGGGAAGAUGUACAACAUUAGCAUUUAUGCUGUGGAGGACAGCCUGGAGAGCGAGCCCAUCUUUGUGCAGGUCAACACCUCAGGAGAUCCACUGCCAGAUGAAGAAGAAGAAGUGGUCUCCCCUACAGACCUACAGUUCUUUGAAGUGUCUGAUAAAAAAAUAGUUCUGACCUGGUCCGGUCCAGCUGGCGAUGUCUCAGGUUACCGGGUCACCGUGGUCCCUGUUGAUGAGUCUGGUACUCCCCAGAGAGAGAUGACUCUGCCUGUCAGUCAAAACUCCUACAUCGAAGUGACGCAUCUCCACCCAGGCACGAUGUACCGCUUCAACGUCUACACCAUUCACAAUGGAGAGGAAAGUUUGCCACUUAUUGGGGAGCAAACUACUAAGCCAGAUGCCCCCACAGAUAUCCAUUUCACCAAUGUGACUGAUGACAGUGCAGUGAUGAUGUGGUAUGCACCUCGUGCCAAAAUCACCGGCUACCGUCUCUUCCUCACUCUUGAGGGCUCCAACCCCAAGCAGCUGCGCCUACCUGCCCGCCUCACUCAGUACACCCUCCUCAACCUGAAGCCUGAUACGCAGUACAGCGCUACACUGCACGCAGAGCAAGACAAUACACUGAGCCAAGGAGAAACUGCUGUGUUUACCACUAACCCACCAAUGGGUAGUGCACCUCAGUUCAACACUGAUGUUACUGAUACCUCCAUUGUAAUUUCUUGGACUCCAGUUCCCCGCGUUGGAUACAAGCUGACGGUACGGCCCAGUCAGGGUGGGGAAGCCCCAAGAGAUGUGACCUCUGACUCAGGAAGUAUUUAUAUUUCCGGUCUGACUCCGGGAGUCGAGUAUACCUACAGCGUCCAGCCAGUCAUUAAUGGUCAUGAGCAAGGACCUCCAAUCACACGUCGUGUUGUCACUCCUCUGUCUCCUCCCACCGAUCUCAACCUGGAGUCCAACCCAGGCAAUGGUGAGCUCACAGUCCAAUGGAACGGCGCUAGCACACCAGACAUCACUGGCUACAGAGUUACAUGCACUCCCACCAAUGGGCAACAAGGAAACAGUUUGGAGGAAUUUGUGGAGGCGGGCCAGAACUCUUGCACCCUGGAGAACCUCAGUCCAGGUGUAGAGUACAACGUCAGUGUUGUGACUGUUAAGGAUGAUAUGGAGAGCACUCCUGUAUCAACUGUCAUCACACCAGAAGUACCACAGUUAACUGACCUCAGCUUUGAGGAUGUGAGCGACACCACGAUCAGUCUUCGCUGGUCACCACUCAACACCACAACCAUCACCGGUUACAAGAUCACGGUGGUUGCGGCUGGCGAGAGCGUACCCAUCUUUGAAGACAUGGUUCUGCCGACGACUGGUCAAUAUACGGUGUAUGGACUGGAACCUGGUAUCGACUAUGACAUCAGCGUGAUCACUGUGACGGAGAAUGGCGAGAGCGAACCCACCACGUUCACUCAACAGACCUCUGUACCAGCCCCCACUAAUCUAGGCUUUGGCCAGGUUGGACCAAACACUAUGGAAGUCACCUGGGUGUCUCCUCAUGUCCCAAACACUGCUGACAUUAACAGCUUCCUCAUCAGGUAUCACCCCAUUGAUGAUGAAGAUGACAUUACAGAGACCAGUGUGGGAGGCAAGGCUAACAAUGUCGUGCUGAGGAAUUUGCUGCCCAAUACAGAGUAUCUGGUGAGCGUUGUGUGUGCUUAUGAGCAAAGAGAGAGCUCACCCCUUGUCGGCACCAAGAAAACAGCUCUGGAUUCCCCUGUUGGCCUCCGUUUCUCUGAGAUCUUGACCAACUCCUUUACCAUCCACUGGCUCGCUCCCCAGAGCAAAAUCACUGGCUACCGUAUCCGUUACCAAAUGGUCAGUGGUGGGAGAUCCAAGGAUGAGAGGCUUCCCCCUUCCAGGAACCACUUCACCCUGACAGGACUCACUCCAGACACAGAGUACUUGGUCAACAUAUUUGCCGUGAGCGGGACUCAAGAGAGCCAGCCACUCACUGGCAAACAGAAAACAAUCUCUGAUGCUCCCACAGACCUGGAAGUGCUGGACUCAAGCCCAACGAGCAUCACCGUCCGUUGGACCGCCCCCCCAGUCACUGUGCGCUACUACAGGAUCACUCAUGGAGAGUCAGGAGGUCACAGUAACCCCAAGGAGUUCACAGUGCCUGGCUCUCAGUCCACUGCCACAAUAAAUAACUUGAAGCCUGGUACUGACUAUACUGUGACUGUCUACGCUGUGACUGGUAGAGGAGAUAGCCCUGCAUCCAGUAUUCCCAUCUAUGUCACACACAAGACAGGUGUCGACUCUCCCUCUGAAAUGGAGGUGACAGAAGUGAAUGAUAACAGUGUCACCGUGAGGUGGAGCCCUGCCCAGGGCCCCAUCAAGGGAUACAAGGUGACCGGGGUCCCCAAAAAUGGACAAGGACCAUCCUUCACUGAGGUGGUGGCUCCAGACCAGACAGAGAUCACUUUCUCAGGCCUGAUGCCUACAGUAGAAUAUACUUUGAGUGUGUACGCUCUUGGACAAGAUGGAGAGAGCUCUCCAAUGGUGGUGAAUGCUUUAACAAAUAUAGACCGUCCCAAGGACCUGGCCUUCUCAGACAUUGACUCCACCUCACUGAAGAUCACCUGGGACAGUCCUGAGGGAAUUGUUACAUCAUAUCGAGUCCUGUAUUCAAGUUCGGAGGAGGGUGAGAGAGAGCUGCGUCCUGCUCCUCGAGGAGAUGCUGAGUCCACUGUCAUCUAUGGUCUCCAGCCCGGCACUGAAUACACUGUGAAGGUCAUCGCCCUGCAUGAUGGCACAGCCAGCACACCACUGGUUGGGACACAGGCUACAGCGAUCUCUCCUCCUACCAACCUCCAGUUCUCCCAGGUUGGUCCUACUUCCUUCACUAUGCGCUGGACUGUGCCUGGUCAGGAAAAUCGACUGAACGGCCUUAGAGGCCUCACAGGUUACCGUGUGGUGGUGAACCCAAAGAACAAGAGCGGACCCACCAAAGAGAUCAACCUGGCCCCAGACACCACUCAGGCUCACAUCUCUGGACUCAUGAUUGCAACUACCUAUGAAGUCCAUGUUUAUGCCUUGAAGAACUCUCUGACCAGCAGGCCAGUCCAAGGAGAGGUCAACACUCUGGAGAACAUCAGCCCCCCUCGUCGUGUACGUAUCUCUGACGUUAAUGAUUCCUCCAUCACUCUGACCUGGCGGUCCAAGACUGAGACCAUCUCCGGAUUCCUGGUUGAGGCCACACCUACCUCUGGCUCUCCAGGCUAUAUACCCAUUCAGAAAACCAUCGGACCUGACUCACGCUCAUUCACUAUUACAGGUCUGGAACCUGGCACCAGUUAUAAGAUCAACGUCUACACACUGAAAGGCAAUGGACGCAGCGUACCUCUCACACUCACUGCCACCACAGCUCAACCACUGGUCUUGCCACCCACCAACAUUCGCUUCACAUCCCUGAAUCCUAACAGCAUUUCUUUCAUGUGGGAGCCAUCACGCAGCCCAAGGGUUACUGGGUAUUAUGUCACCUAUGAGGAGGCUGGAGGUUUGCCUCGAGAAGUCAUUCCUCGACCCCAUGCUGGCCAGAGCUAUGCUAUUAUCAAUGGUCUGAAACCAGAAACAGAAUAUGUCAUUAAGAUUGUAGCUCUACAGAAUGCUAUGAGAAGUACACCUCUAGUGGGCAAAGCCAGAACACAACCAGCUACAGAUUCUCAGCUAUUAGUCCCUGAGUUGCCUCAGCUUCCUGUUCCUCAUCGACCCAGCACUGACAUCCUUGAUGUUCCAGAGACCUUCAAUGACAAGAUUUUUGACUCCAACCAUGUCCACCUGACUGGUACUAGUGGCCAGAGCCAACCAGGCCAGCAGGGGCAGCACAUCUAUACAGAAUAUCAGAACCUGGGCCCCAAUAAUGGAUUUCAUGGUCCCUACAGUGGACCCAAAGAAGGCCAGAGACCCACCCUCAAAGAACCCCUGGUCUAUAUUCCUGUCCCAGGACCUGAUGGAAACAGAAUACCCUUGGUCAAGGUGAGCGACGGCCCUCUGCCAGGUCUUGCAUUUGGUUUCCCCGACAAUGAAACAGAGUUGCCCCAAGAAGCACAGACAAUCACCACCAUCUCCUGGCAACCUGUCCCUCAAACUUCAGAGUAUGAGGUGUCAUGUAAUCCCAUUACACACCUGGAGGAACAAGGUUUCCAGAUGCGUCUCCCAGGCACCUCCAACAGUGCAACGCUGAUUGGACUGACAUCUGGAGCUUCCUAUAAUGUCAUAGUUGAGGCCAUGACAGGCGGGGCCAAAGAGAAGGUUCUGGAGGAAGUCGUAACUGUUGGAAAUGCUGUUCCAGGUGACAUCCCUCUUACCACCAACCGGGAUGUGUGCUACGACACAUUCACGCAAACCUACCACGAGGUGGGCUCAGAGUGGGAGCGCAUGUCUGAGACGGGCUUCAAGCUGUGGUGCCGCUGCCUGGGGCUGGGCAGCGGUCAUUUUAGAUGUGAUUCAUCCAAGUGGUGUCAUGACAAUGGUAACAACUACCGUAUUGGAGAAAAGUGGGAUCGCCAUGCUGAGAACGGUCAUAUGAUGAGCUGCACAUGCCUGGGCAACGGCAAGGGAGAAUUUAAAUGUGAACCCCAUGAGUCGACAUGUUAUGAUGAUGGGAAAAUGUACCAGGUUGGAAACCAGUGGCAGAAGGAAUACCUGGGUGCCAUCUGCACCUGUACCUGCUAUGGAGGACAACAGGGCUGGCGAUGUGAGAAUUGUAGACGACCAGGAGGACAGACCGAUGUGGAUGCUGACCUCCUGCAGCCUGUUCACACAGAUGCCUUUGACCGGUACAGAGAAAACGCUCUACGCAAACUGAACAUCCAGUGUCCGAUUGAAUGUUUGAGGCCAGAGCUGCUUGCAGAUGCUCAGAGCCCCUCAGAGUAGAGAGGAAGAGAGCAUGAAUAAAGGAGGAUAAAGAAGUGAGAGCCCUUAAAGCGUCACCGCCACUUCGAGAAGGAAGCCACCUCCUGCAUUUCAUUAAAAGAAGACCUUUCCAUCAGAUUGUGCCUUCAAGGUUUUCACCGCAACAAAUUGUAGUGCCUUAAUAAGACUUUUCUACUCCAAACUCUGUGCCUUUUCAAAGAUUUGUCAACUGUUCACAUGGGUUUUAAUCCCCAACAGGGGACUGUUGAUCCUUCAACAGAAACAGGGAUUAUUUUUCCGGUGAAUUUUUGAUACAAAUCUGUCAGAGCACAAAUCCUGCUGCUUUAUCACUUUCAACCUGCCUACACCAAACAUACUGUCCACAACACACACACACACACAGUGCAGUAUUGUUACGUAUUUUUACUGUUGGAUUGGGGCUUUUGUUAAAUUCAGAACAUUCCAUGACAAUUCUACUCUUCUGACCAAAACAAAAUGUAACAAAAUUGCCCUGAUUUUAAUAAUGAUGUCCCCUAAUAAUAACUGUAGCCACCUUUAUUGCUUUUCCCAUGUUUUUUGAGGUUUCACUGUGACUAAUAUGUAUUCAGAGGACAUAUAGGUAAAGAUAGAGUGCAUUUUGUGAGUCCGUAGACAUUUCCAAUUAAGGAGCGAAAGUUACAGUAUUUCCAUUGUUCCCCAGAACAUUUUUUUUACAGCUCCGGUCUCAGCUUUAUUGACCUAGACAGACAUGACAGCCACAGUCAGAUUUAAAUGUAGUUGCUUUGACAGUUUUUAUUACCUUGAAUGCAUCAGUCUUUGCAAUGAAGGGGAUGACGCUUCAUUACAAAGAGUGCACCACUCUAAGUGUCCUGUCUAUCUCUGUGGUCAGUGUUCUGCUGUUCUGAAAAGCAGAGCCAUCGAUUGCUAACCACCCUUUUUUUUUUAAAUUACAAAAUUUAAACAAAAUAGUUUGCUUUAAAAUAUAAGCACUGUAACUUUUGAGGUGGUUUUAUGUUGCCUAGUGAUUAUUACUGUGUAGGCUUUAGAAUUCACCAUGUACAUGUGGUUGCAUCAUCUGUAAUGUGGGUAUUUUUUAAAAACACUAUAAUGCAAAAUACUAUGAUUUUUUUUUAAAACCCAAAGCUGAGUGACCAAAUGUUAGACUGUUAUUUCAAAACUGAAUUGGAAAAUUUAACAUUAUUUCCAAGAGAAAUGCAUUUUAUGACAUAAGUGUUUGUAUUUUUUUUUUUAAUUCAUUUGUUUUAUUUAUCCCUUUUUGUUUAGGCAUUUUGUUCAAUGCUAUUUUGGGGUGUACACUUUAUUUUUGAUCUACUUGUUUUUAUAUUGUUGGUGCCAGACUCUGAACUACUGUGGACUGAAUCUUUUUAAUAAACAGUAAAAAACCCA
Amphiprion ocellaris (clown anemonefish) is the source of this 9099-nucleotide messenger RNA. RefSeq names its product fibronectin-like. The transcript has 49 exons. Gene Ontology annotation, cellular component: extracellular region. NCBI's taxonomy places the organism in Eukaryota, Metazoa, Chordata, Actinopteri, Pomacentridae. The record is from RefSeq and is a predicted model, not a curated record. Bases 190 to 7713 code for a protein of 2507 amino acids. Gene Ontology annotation, molecular function: integrin binding; proteoglycan binding. Gene Ontology annotation, biological process: heart development; nervous system development; cell-substrate junction assembly.